AUGUCUUCUGAACAACUUCUUACCAUCACUCACAUCGACUCCCUUCCUGGUUAUGCCUUGGCCUUCCGCCUUGCUGAGGAACGUCAACAAUUGAAUGUUCGUAUGCGUGGUUUAUGUCGUGAUCGCCAUGGUCUUGAGGAACUUGAAAAGCAAGGUGUUGAGAUUAUGCAAGUCGACUACCAAGAUGAAAACAAGAUCAAGCAAGCUGUGCAAGAAUCACGUUGCGUGUUUAUGAUCCCUGAGCACUCGUCCAAUCGUGUCAAAGAAGCUGAGAUGUUGAUGCGUGUUUGCAAGCAAGUCAAGGUGGAGCACAUGGCCAUGUUGUCUUGGGUAGGUAUGGAUGCUGUGCAACAUGACCGUGAGCGUUAUCGUAAUUUGAAUGAGUACCACCAAAUCGAGGAAAAGCUCAAGCAACAAUUUGGUGAGCAACACUGCUGUAUCAUCCGUUCGACCUUGUUCAACCAAUUCUUCUACUACGUGACCCCUAUGGUGGAGGAUCGCAAUGCCUUGUGCCUUCCUGUUAAGCAAGACCAACGUUGGGGCACUGUGGAUCUUCGUGAUGUGGUCGAAGCCGUAUGCACCCUUGUACGUCAAAAUGUCCAAGUGGGCCGUGGUCAAAAGCACCUUUACCGUUUCACACCCACUCAUAUGAUGGAUGGUCGAGAGAUGGCUCGUGGUAUGGCUGAAGCUGUGGAGCGUAGCCCUGAGGAACUCAAGUAUCAUCAAAUCAAGCAAGAAGAAAUGUGGCAACAUCUCAAGCGUAUUCGCGACGAUGAUCGCUUCCGUGAGCGUCAACCAAGUGGUGGUACUGAAACGCGUUACACUGUUCCCAUUGGUCGCUAUCUCACUGAUCGUUGCAUUGAAGUGCUGCUUGAGUUUAUGGAACUUGCUAGCAAUGGCAAGGCAGAGAUCAAGUCGCGUGAUUUGAAGGAAAUCCUUGGUCGUGAACCACAACCAUUGCAAGAAUACUUUAAGAAGAAUCGUGAUCAAUUCAAGCGUUUCCGCUAA
Messenger RNA from Lichtheimia ornata, 1008 nucleotides. RefSeq lists its product as uncharacterized. The record is from RefSeq and is a predicted model, not a curated record. The coding region runs from base 1 to 1008 and encodes 335 amino acids. The transcript has 2 exons. Lineage: Eukaryota; Fungi; Mucoromycota; Mucoromycetes; Mucorales; Lichtheimiaceae.